Messenger RNA from Linum tenue, 552 nucleotides. Lineage: Eukaryota; Viridiplantae; Streptophyta; Magnoliopsida; Malpighiales; Linaceae. The record is from the annotation of a GenBank genome assembly.
AUGGUGGCUUUCUUCUCAUUGGAGCUGAUAACUGGGGCUGCUUCGAACUCGGUGAUGGUCUUCUUCUUCUGCAAUUUGAUCAUCGUCACCAUCCUCGUUGCCUCCUCGAUACCUCCUCCUUCGACAACAUGCGAAAUUCACCAUGUGUCAACGGUGGGAACCCCUUACCUCUACCCCUACGUGACUAUUCACCAGCAAGAGGAGACUCUGGUUAUUGGUGGUGAGAAUGAUGCUCUGCAUCUCAAUGAUGAAAACAGAGCAUCUUGGUCGUUGUCGUGCUCGGAACCGAAGUUGGCCGCAUUGGCAACAACUCCCCACCAAGAUGAAGAAGAAGAAGAGGAGAAAGAAGAUGAAGAAGAGGAGAAAGAAGCUGAUUGCUGCGGUGGAGAAAAUGGUAAAGAGGACUACAAUGACAAUGAUGAAUAUGAUGAGGAGGAGGAGGAGGAUGAACUGAGAAGGAGAGUUGAAGAGUUCAUAGAGAAGACAAACAAAGCAUGGAGGGCGGAAUUGCUGAGAACAUCAAAAUCGCCGCGGCUGAUGAUUGCUGGUUGA